UUUCUUGCGUGUUCAGUCACCAUAUUGUGCCAGCUCAAUAUUUUUAACUUAAAAGCAUUAGCACGGAUCUGUCCUCGAUGAAACCAACGUCAGACUGCCUAUUCCGGUUAUAGUACUCCAGUUUGGUUUCCCUGGAGCGUGUAUUCUGACCUGACUCCAAUGUGCACCUAAGUCGACCAUCGUUACCGACGAUGUCUUGGAAAGACCCGAGUUCUCAUUAUUAUAAAAAACAAGCAACGAUAGACCUCCAGCUUCGAAUUACUGGAAAUCAGAUGAGGCUCUCACCCAGUCGUAUUCCAGUAAUCCAGAGAUAUUCCACAGACCAUCCACGUUCUCAACGACAUUACCAGCCGGACGUGCAUCCUUCCUCGAGAGCAAUGAGGUUUAAAAUGAAAGCCUCAGCACAAAGCCUAAUAUGUGAUUUCAACAAUUCAGAGAACACUUUCUUGACGAGCAACACGAACCAGGAAGAAUACCGACCUUAUACCAACCUUAACAUCAAAGAUAACAAAGUCGUCACUGAAGGAAAAACCUCAAACGCUGAAAAUUGGUGGCUAUUCCCUCCAUCAGAACGUUCAAAAUGUCCCUUCUCACCAUGGUGCGAGAUCCGAGAAACAACCAUCAUCUCUUGAACAGAAGCGAGCAUGUUUCGAAGAAAAUUGUUCAAAAAAAUGUUUAAAGUCAAUAGAAGUAAAAGCAACUCUUCAGGAUUAUAGGGUAUUACCAAAAUACGAUGGAAACGAUCAAAAGCAAGAAUCUUACAGAGAUUUCCAAGACACUUUGGUAAUGAAAGUACACACACUUCAGAUAGAGGACAUCCAUCCAGCCAUUGCCAUCUCAAUCGACACUGCUGAAUGUCCACCCGUGAUUAGAGAUCUUAACCAAUGUUCACCCAUUAUCACCGACACUCAGACUCAACCAUCAGAUUGUGACUUAUUAAAUGACCUUCAGACAUCAAAGAAAAAUUCGCCCGAUAUGUCUCGUGAUGCUAGUUUUAAGUCGUUAGCUGCUCUCAGCAUUCCUGAAAUCGACGUCAAGAACGAAAAAAAACGACCACCUCUACCAGGUUCAGAAUGUACAACUAUGCAAUGGAUGACGUGUUAAUUUGUUAUUUGUUUUCAGAUAAAACAUAUUUAAACCCUCAAAUACUAUAUAGAUGUGGCAACUAUUGUAACAUUUUUCGUAUUCUCGUGUCUUCGCGUUGUUAUAUGUCGAAGGGUCUAAUGUAGAAGUGUUCGUCUUUAUGACUUUGGAAAAAUAAAGCAAAUUUUCUAUA
Messenger RNA from Limulus polyphemus (Atlantic horseshoe crab), 1276 nucleotides. RefSeq lists its product as uncharacterized. The coding region runs from base 192 to 632 and encodes 146 amino acids. The record is from RefSeq and is a predicted model, not a curated record. The transcript has 2 exons. Lineage: Eukaryota; Metazoa; Arthropoda; Merostomata; Xiphosura; Limulidae.